GUACUGAGGUCGUAAUGUACAGACUGAUUACACCCUGUUUAAUUUAAUUUUUGAAUGUGAUUCAAUGUGAUUGUUUUGGUAUCUGAUAGAAGCACAGAUUAAUAGACGAUAGAAGUAAAAUGAUAACUGAGAAGCAGUAAUUCAAAAAUUAAUAAAAUAUACAACCGCGCCCGAAUUCGGAUUGCACUCGCACUUACCUCAUCGCAGUAAAUAUAACAAUUAUUUGGACAUAUUCAAAUUGAACAAUUUGUCUACCAUCACCACCGUCAUGUCUCGUAAUUUUAACAACUGGAGCAGACCCCGAGGUACAAGAGGGAGAAGCUGGGGUGCUUCCAAUCAGCGAGGAAUUCCACCAGGACUGCGAGGCAAACAAAUUGGGUUGUAUUUCAGAGAUCAAAUGAUGAAGAAUAGAAAAGUAACAAAGGACCCUGUUAUAAACAUAAACAUCCCUGUCAAUAUCAUGGCAGCGGUGGGAAAAAAUUUAUCUAUGAUAGAACAAAUAGCUGCUCGUUGUAACAUACAGUUGCCUAUUGCUGACAAUAUAAAAAUAAACACAGAUGUCACAGAAUUAACUCCAGACAGUAAGAAAAUCAAAGUUGAAAAGGACCUGCAAGAUGUACCACCAAAUGUUAAUAUUAAAACAGAGUCAGAAACAACUUGUGGACCUAGCACCUCAGAUAGCACAGAACCUAUGUGUGGUCAAUCAAAACCACUUCUAGGCUUGAGACGAAUGUGUGAUUACAAAUAUGGGUAUGAAGAUAUCAUAACAGGAACUUUUGAUGAGAAACUUGACGAAUGCCUUUCGAAAGGCAUCACUAUUAACUGUGUUAAUGAAAAUAUCAACAAUUUAAAUGCAUCAUUUUGUACAGAAUAUGAAAACAUGAUUCAAAAGCGUGCAUAUAAAGAUAUGUUACAGUUUAGACAAAAGUUACCAGCAUAUGUGAAAUCUAAGGAAAUAUAUAAUUCAAUUGAUAACAAUCAGGUGAUAGUUAUUAGUGGGGAGACUGGUUGUGGAAAAUCUACUCAGGUUCCACAAAUUAUACUAGAUGAAGCAAUUCGCGCCAAGAAAGGUGCUAAUGUUAAAGUUCUUGUAACGCAACCCAGACGCAUUGCUGCCUCUUCAUUGGCUAUGAGAGUGUCCAAGGAAAGAGCUGAGGUUCUUGGAAAGUCAGUGGGGUAUGCUGUAAGAUUGGAAAGAGUAGAGGAAAGACCGAGAGCUAGCAUACAGUACUGCACCACAGGCAUACUCCUAUCAAAUCUAGAAGUGAACCAAUCCUUGUCUGACUACAGUCACAUCAUUCUGGACGAGGUGCAUGAACGAGAUGUGCAUGUAGAUCUCUCUAUGUGCAUGUUGAAACAGGUACUAAAAAAACGAAAAGACUUAAAACUAAUCCUGAUGAGCGCUACAAUAGAUGCUGACAGUCUGUCUCAAUACUUCGAUGGUUGCCCUCUACUGCAUAUAGAAGGCCUGGCAUAUCCAGUCCAGGAUAUAUAUUUAGAGCAAAUACUGGAAAUUACUAAGUUCAAGCUUGGUCCAGACAGAAAGCCCUCUAAGCCAAAAUGGAUGCAAUACAGAAACAAAGGAGUUGCGAGUGAAAUGCAGCAAGAUAUCCAGUAUAAAGCAGAAAUCAGUCCCUGGCUGGAGUCAAAAAAGCACGAGCUUAGUAGAGAAGUAUACAAAACACUACAAGAUAGUAGAAUCGAACGUUUGGAAUUAGGCUUAAUUGUGGAUUUACUGGUACAUAUCAGUGAAAAGGAAGCACCCGGCGCCAUACUAGUAUUUUUACCGGGAAUCGGGGAUAUUAAGAAAUUAAUGUCAAUAAUGCGCGACUCUCAGUACUUUUCGUCGUCCCGUUUUGAAAUAUAUCCUUUGCACUCCAAGUUGGCAACAUUGGAACAGCAUAGGAUAUUCGCCAGGCCACCAGAGAAUAUACGGAAGAUCAUAAUAGCUACAAACAUAGCUGAAACUUCCAUUACGAUAGAUGAUGUCGUAUACGUGGUGGAUUGUGGGAAAAUUAAAAUAAAUGGCUUAAAUGUUGAGACUAAUAUAACGACGUUGAGCACGGAAUGGGUGUCCAAGGCUAAUUUACGUCAAAGGCGAGGUCGUGCCGGUAGAUGUCAACCGGGUAUAUGCUAUCAUCUCCUAACGUCUUACCGAGCGGAAGUAAUCAAGGAGCGUCUGUUGCCGGAGUUGCAACGCAGCGACCUUCUGGAACCGGUGCUGAUGAUAAAGAGGCUCCGGCUUGGCUUGGCGGCAGACGCCUUGAAAAUGGUGCCAUCGCCACCGGCUAGUGCCACCAUUAGCUGGGCAGUGAAACACUUGCAAAGGUGUGGUGCAUUGGACAGCACGGAGACUCUGACCCCUCUAGGAUGGCAUCUAGCCAGGUUACCCGUGCACCCGGCUGCGGGGAAACUGUUGCUUCUCGGCGCACUGUUCGGCUGCCUCGACCGUGCCGCCAGCGUCGCUGCGGUCUGGGGCUUUAAAGACCCUUUCCAAAUGGUUAUCGGCAAAGAACAAGAAGUGGACCAGGCGAAACGUAAUUUCGCGUUGGGUGAACCCAGCGACCACAUAGCUAUAUCCGAAGCCAUCAUAAGAUGGGAAGAAUGUCGGGAAAGAGAUCGCCGUUCCUUCGCUUACGACAACUUCCUGGCCAACAGCACUCUACAAUUACUGUCAGAAAUGAAGAAUCAAUUUGGAGACAAUUUGCGACAGAUGGGAUUUUUGCCGACGGGAAAUAUAAAAUCUUCGUAUGAGAAUCGAAACUCGGAUAAUAUGAGUUUGUUUAAAGCUAUCGUGGCUGCCUCGUUGUAUCCGAAUAUUGCUCAUGUAAGUUGGUCUCGCUUAAACCAAGGCUGGAAGGCUCCCAAAUUUGUGGCAAGGAGCCCUGAAGAUGGCAAACUGUCACUACAUCCAAGCAGUGUAAUGAGUACUCCAAAUGUGAAAGGCGGAAGCUUUGUCAAGCUAUGUGACAACCCGGGUGCCAACUGGUUGGUCUACUGGUUGAAGCAGCGGUCAACGGAAUUGUUUUUAUUUGACGUCACAUUUAUUUACACACUGCCAUUAUUGUUUUUUGGGGAAUUUAUAAUUUCCGAUGAUCCUCAAGAUCAGCGUAGCUGUUUCAUAUCAAUUUCAAAUGUAAAAGUUCGAUGCAAAAAAGAUAGCGCUGACAAACUCCUUCACUUGAGAUGUCUUUUAGACAAAGUUCUUGCAUCAAAAAUUGACACUACGACUCAUUCCACACAGCAUAAUGAGUUUGAAGAACAUGUUUUGAACACGUUAAUUCAGCUCAUAACUGCAGAAGACGAGAAAGCCGAAUAUUUAGGAGACGAAUCCUUCGAGAGAGACGACUUCCCUGAAUCAGAUAGUUCCGAAUGUGAAUCAGAGAGAUAUUAUUAGCAAAACUACAUUAUCUAUAUGGAGUAAAAUGUUUUUCAGAUAGCAUGGGUAUGACAGAUUGUUUUGACUCUUGAAAGUUUUUUCAUGAUAUUAUUACGUAUUAUGAACGUCAUAAAGCAACUGUUACCGUACCCAUGCUAUCUGAAAACACUUUAGUUGAAUGUCAAAGUUGAUUGAUGAUUAAUAAACCAUCUGUUUGCUUAGUCGAAAAUGUCUAUAAGUUAAAAAUUAAGUAUUGUCUAAUAUUUAUUAAUGUGGUAUCUGAAAAUCUAAUCCAUGCAUCACGUGACCCAAGACCUGGCUUUUGGCCCAAACUCAGAUCAAUAAGAUCUAUACUACAGCCUGUCUUGAUGAAUACUGUUUACCAACAAAGAAAUUAGAAAUGAAGGUAGAAAACGCAUGUCAUUUCAUAACUCAUUUAUUUUACAUUAUGUAUGGUUUGUUCAUAAUAUGUUAUAUUAAAUGAUAUUAACCAUAUCUAAUUGUUUUAAGCUUAUUAAUCAAAUUUAUUUUCAUUAAUUUAAGAACAAGUCAAUUAUAAUUAUUAUAAGGUGUAAAUUGACUAGUGAUUUAUACUCCCAUUUUUAUUUUGUUUGUUGGUAAACAGUACUCAUCAAGGAAGGCUGUAGUAUAUAUCUGACUGGCUACACGUUACCCCUCUGUGAAAGUAUAAGAUCAAUGAUUCUAUUUUCAAGAGAAAAAAAUCUAUAGAAUCGAUGUUUCAUUUGCAAUUAUUUCUAAACUUAUAUAAAUUGAGUAGGUAAUAACAUUAUCUAAAAAUAAUCAAGACUUUAGCCGUAUACCAAGACAUCGAUCAAGUAGUCGAAUAUUCUUUGUAACAAUGUGUUUUAUAAAGUUUUAUUAAAUCGCAAUAAGGAUAAUAUAUAAUAAGGAAUAAGGACACGUGUGUUUGUGUUAAAUAUUGUCGAUGUGUGAGUUUACCUCGUCCUCUUCAAAAAACGACAAUUUUGUUCGUAAAUUUGGGUGUGAUACUAGUCCAAAGAACUAAAAUUACUUGUUUAAGGGCCCAAAGUAUAAACCUUGCUAUCCAGAGGGGUAAUAUUACCAACGUAUUAGGUACCCUGCCUAUGGGUGAUAAAUUAGAUGGCGUGUACAUUUUGUAAAUACUUUCUUUAAAAUUUCAUUUUUGUAAAUAUUUAUAAACAAACAUAUAUUUUUCGUAUACAUUUUCAUAGCUAAUCUCUUGGUGUGCUUUAAAUGUAUUCGUAGGUAUAGUGUGACAUAAGAGAGUAGAAAAUAAAUGAGGCGCUGUAAUCAGUUAUUGUCGUUCAUAGGGUAACCCUGUGUUCUGUCAUCCACUUGGGAUUGUAACUACUUGUUAAGUACUUGAUAUUAAUUGAUUUUUUGUUCUAUACGUAGGAAAUAAAUUAUGUUCUUAUUUUAAAUAAUAUUAAUAAAUUAAUAAAUAUAUUUCAAAAAUACUUACUAUCUAACCCCGAAGUAAGGAUCAUGUGAUAUGAGUACUAAGUUAUCGGAAUUCAUGAUUUACAUUUAUUAAAUUUAAAUAAAAUCAAGUCAAUCUCAUCUAAAUAUUAUUAAUAAAUAUUUAUUGUAAUUCGUCAGGUAAUUAUCCGAAUUUCCAGUAUGAUUUUAAUAAUAUGAAACCAUCAAUAAUGAUUGGUUGCUCGAUAUUGACAGAUCUUCGUUAUAAUCACAGUAAAUGUGGUGUUGCCACAGAGCGAGUUUAUUAAUUCCAUUUUUAUUAACUGCUACUCUUUUAUGUCGCACUAUACAUAAUUACGAUGUUGAACGGGUGUCCAGGCCCGUGAAACUACAUUCAGUGUUUGAAACAAAGUAUUAUCAUUAACACAUAAGAUACCAAAAAAAAUUAAUGUUGUUACCAAGAAUCCUUUAAUAAAUAAAUAAGUGUCCUA
This is a messenger RNA of Bicyclus anynana (squinting bush brown), 5292 nucleotides long. RefSeq names its product ATP-dependent DNA/RNA helicase DHX36 (gene Rhau). Bases 269 to 3397 code for a protein of 1042 amino acids. Lineage: Eukaryota; Metazoa; Arthropoda; Insecta; Lepidoptera; Nymphalidae. The record is from RefSeq and is a predicted model, not a curated record. Gene Ontology annotation, molecular function: ATP binding; DNA helicase activity; G-quadruplex RNA binding. The transcript has 12 exons. Gene Ontology annotation, cellular component: intracellular anatomical structure; cytoplasm; nucleus.